This is a messenger RNA of Desarmillaria tabescens, 3696 nucleotides long. RefSeq lists its product as uncharacterized. The transcript is spliced from 10 exons. The record is from RefSeq and is a predicted model, not a curated record. Lineage: Eukaryota; Fungi; Basidiomycota; Agaricomycetes; Agaricales; Physalacriaceae. The coding region runs from base 388 to 3537 and encodes 1049 amino acids.
AAGGUAUUGAAAGAUAGAGAGAAAGCUGCACUGAGGCUACAAAGGUGUUUAUGAGAGGAUGGUCCUGGAUAUUGUAAAGGAGAAAUGCGAAUGCAAUCGAAAAAAUCGACCCUUAAUAUAAUAAACGCCUCGAGGCAUACGAAGACAUAUUUUGAAUAUCCGCGGAGACGAACAACGCUGACGACAGCAAUCGAAGGAAUCUUUUAAGAGAGGGAAAACAAAGGGAAAAUCGUUGUUUUAGUGGCAGGGAAUGGGCGAUCACGUGAAUCAUGUUCGGUUGCCGGCCCGCACUGCCCUCCACAGUUUGAACUUGAUCUAUUGCCACUGCGACGCCCGUCUUUCUCUCGACGGCCCUACACAGCAAGAAACUGUAGAGGAAACGUUGCUAUGUUGCCCUUUAACUCUUCAAUCUCGUCCGCUGCGGAAUGGCCCUCUGAGAUAAAGGACUUGGCGUGUUUGCUUGAUUCUCCAAUCCCCUCACAACUUGUCAACGGUCCAUGCCCAGUCAUCUCUUCGCGCGCUUCUCCUGUACUAGAAGAGCUCAGAAAUUCCCUUGCAGAUUCACCAGAACAACUCACAGAUUCAACUUCGGAAGUACUGGAUAUUCUGGAUUUGCUGCUUUCAACUGUUCGCACGCUCAGAGCACUCUCCGAGGAUGAUAUGAAGCAGUCAACGAUACCCUUUUGGUCUCUACUGAUUCGUUCUCUGGCACUUGUCUGUUACGAUAAGUCGUAUGCAAUGCAAGAAGCAGCUUUCGUUAGACCCCGGUUGUCAUACGCGCGAAGCUUUAUGGAGGACGGUCAUGCUUCAUUGCUGAUAUCUCAUCUCGUUGAAGAUAUCCAACAACCAAGGCCAGUCGUGGAUGAUAAAGCUUCGGGGCGGCCGUCCAUCAUCACAGUGGAGCGCUCGAACGAAGAGUCGCGGGAGGAAUAUGACUCAGAAACAUCAUAUGGUGACGAGUCGUUAUCGAAUAGCACCACUAGCUAUGAACGCACAGAGCCCUCAACGGAUCCGACGUCUGCUCAGUCAUCCCACGUUCCUCUAGAUGCCCACAUCCUCGCUUAUUGGAAACAUCCGAACUCCGUUGUUCUUCCGUACCUUUGUGUGACCGAUGAGGAAGACAUAUUCAGCCUAAUGUGCGGUGUUGUUUAUCAGCGGGCCACUUGGGGAAUUUCUGCACCUGUAAUUGGAAUUAUCCUGUCAAACACAGGAUUCGUUGGCCACGUAGUGCUGGGUUGGCUUGACAAAGAGCGCACCGACCCUGACGUUCUACCGGAAGUUCGAUUUGCGUAUGGAGAUGAGACGCGUACAGACGCGUCGUUGGGAGUGUACGAUCUCACUGAUCCAGUUAGUGCUCUUAAAUUUGGGCAAUUUAUUAUCAGUCUCCGCGCGCAUGUCGAGGGAAUCGUGACCCAGUGCCAGACACCGGCAUUCAAACGAAUUUCGUGGAGAUCAGAUACUAUCGAUGAUGACAAUUGCGGGUCCGAAGAACAAUGGAGACAAAGGAUCGUUAGUUGGCUUAAAACGGUUGAAAGAUGCUGCGCGGACCACAGAGAACCCCCCGAACCUUCCUCCACUAACUGCUGCUCAUCCACCAUGGCUGACCCCGAACGGCGUGCGACACGGACCUCGUCAAAGUCCAGAUCUGCGCCUCGUCCGAGGCGCUCUAUGUCUGCGGACAGUAAACGUAAACCUCACCCAGCGGAGGAUGUCGGUCUCCCACACACUCAGGAACCUUCCCUCGGAGUUGCAGGUUCGAAGACUCCGUCGGAUAGAGCGUCUGCUCAGCCUGCAGAACGUGGACGGCAAGAAGCAAGUACAGACGGUGGAUCAUCCAAUAAAGGAAAGACCGAUAAACGAUCAAAGAGUGCGGAUGCGUUGUCUUGUUCAGCGUUGGGUGCAAAGUCCUUGGCUGGGAUAUCCCCUACUGCCAAGCUGUCUUUCUCCAGUUAUGCCCACGACCGCAAAAUCGUCAGUUUAAGCAACAUACCGAUAGGGCCAGGUGCAACUGGAAAGGGCAUCGAUGCUCGUGUUCAUGGAGAAAUUGACGAGAUGCUGAAAAUCUAUGAGGACAUGACGAUGUAUAUGAAGCCACCUAUCAAACAGAACGAAUUACCUGUCGUUGACAAGGGGGUUAAAGAAGUUCUAGAUCACUUUCUCAUGCAAGUAGGUGCAUGCCAUGGCGAUAAAAACACUCCCGAGCUUCCGCACCUCUUUUGGGAGGUCGUUUUGGGCCGAUUCUCGUCCAUUCUGUGGGCAUCGGUCGGUGGAUACUCGAAGGAACUCGCUGGUAAAUCACCCAACGAAGCUGAAGCCCGUCAUGACUGGGAUGCCCUUCUGAAUUUCGGAUCUAUGACUGCCCAUGAGCUCGCUUCCGGGAGAGUAGUGCUCGAAAGAGCAAUGUUACUCUCUCGUAAUAUUGCCGCGGAUACGAUGAAGGCCUCCCCUAACUCUGAUGGCGCCGAAUUCAAGACUUUUGCGGCACAGAUACAUAAGAUUUCCCUGGCCGCAGAUGAUGCUGCAUCUAUCUCUCACUCUGACCUUACAUCCGACGACCUUCUCGUUCAGUCAGCAGAUUUUAUUGCUGUGGCUGCUCAACAUUUAUCGGCCGUCAGAUCCCUUUUUCGCAAUAUCAAAACAGCAAGGAAUGCCAUUCUCAAACGUGCCGGCGAUGAACCGGAGGUGGGUAUCGUUGAUGCGAUCCUCACAGUACCGUUAGAACCCAAGCAGCCCAUUCCGGAGCCGUUGAUCCGUGUGGCGGAGACCCGUCAAACGCUCCAGGCUAGUACCAAGACGCUCAGUGCUGACAACAUAGCUGAGCCAGAGGAAGAGGUUGUCGUAACUGAGGAACACAGCCCAACAUCCAGAUCUUCCCGUCCAGGUUCAAAACAUACGUGGUCGGCAAAGAGCCGAAGCCAGCUUGGGUCGAUUGCAGAGGAUCGGGGAGGUGUUGGUCAGGCGCCUCAGCAGCGGAAGAAAGGAAAGAAGGCUGCUGGCGUGAACGAAAACAAUCGAGGCAAAUCAGAUUGGUUCCACCCUUUUGCGGUGACAUGCUCCGAGACCAAAUCAGCGCCCAAGAUGGUAUUCCCUCCCGAUAUGGUGAUGAACGCCAAGGAGCUCCUCACCAAGCUUUUGUUGGCUGUUCUUGUCGUCGAGUACAAGAAACCGACUCAGACUUAUGCGAAGGCCUUUGUGCAAGCAAAAAUGUACCUGGAAGCUUCGGUUAGGUAUCUCGCAAGUCUGGGGGUCACCAAAAAAGCCGUUUUCGCCCUGGCUACAGAUGGUGUCGAAGGGGCUAUUCUCAUGGCGUGGUGUUCUAGCGACUCGGAGAGCGUCUAUAUUGUGGAGCGCAACGUGCGGACAUUCAAUAUCUCCUCGCCCAUUGAGGUCUACCAUUUCGUGACGGUUCUUUUGCGUCUACGAGAAUACGGCGAUACGACGCUGAAGGACGCGGUCGAAAAGGCGUUGAAGGCUGAAAAUUUCAAACAAACUAGCUGGAACAAAACGGAACAAUUCAAUAGAAUGGAACAAGGUUAAUUGGGUUUAAUUCUUCUUUGACUAAUGUGUGCACAUGCUUUCUACAUGCUAUCGAAACGCUCCGCUAUAUAUUUUAUAUUUGUUUUGCGUAAUUUUAUCAUGCGUCGGGUAUAAUGCCCGUUUAUCCCGUCUCUUCUAUCUAAAGUAACACAUUUGAGU